Aphanomyces invadans is the source of this 1819-nucleotide messenger RNA. RefSeq lists its product as hypothetical. The record is from RefSeq and is a predicted model, not a curated record. The transcript has 9 exons. Gene Ontology annotation, molecular function: phospholipid binding; inositol hexakisphosphate binding; translation initiation factor binding. The coding region runs from base 15 to 1301 and encodes 428 amino acids. Gene Ontology annotation, biological process: regulation of translational initiation; poly(A)+ mRNA export from nucleus; regulation of translational termination. Gene Ontology annotation, cellular component: cytoplasm; nuclear pore; nuclear pore cytoplasmic filaments. NCBI's taxonomy places the organism in Eukaryota, Oomycota, Saprolegniomycetes, Saprolegniales, Verrucalvaceae.
CGCCGUUGGAGUGAAUGGGUCGAGUGGCGGCACCAGGGUGGAGCGACGAUGGCGACGACGUCUGCGUCAGCAAAGUCCAUGGGCACCGCGGCACAAGCUACCCUCGGGAUACACCUGCCUCGCUUCUCUCGCCUCGUUUCGCCGAUUCGAAGAGAUGCGACGUGUACAAACACGAAGUUUCGUAUGUCGACAACCUCAUGACAUCCUUGCAACUCGUGGUGUUGAACUGCGAACAGUGUGCUCUCCAAAACACAAAACGAAAUCCGCAUAUGCCAGAGAAGGUUGGUGCGCAUCAAGGUGAUCUUGCGAGAACUCUCGUGUCCGACGCUAGCGCCAUCACCCGAAGUUAUUCAUCCCUGCAAAAGUGUGCUGAAGUCGAGCUGGAAAAGGUGAAGCGAGAGCGAGCUGACAAGUUCUCUGUGAUCUCGCAAAACGUCAAGCGCCUUGAAAUUCAAAUCAAGGCCGCUGCUCCUCCUCCAAAGCCCGCGGCGGUCGUGACGACCCCAGAGGUCAAACCUGCUGUCGCCGAAGAGCCGCCGUCUCCACCUCGGACCCCACCCGCAACGCCGCUUGCGUCCAGCCCAGCGCCGUCAAUCCCACCGACUACAGUGACCUCUCUCGCACCCAAGAUCGUCCCAGAGAAGCCGCAAGAAGUUGCUCGCCCCGCAUCUCCAGAAUUGUAUAUCGUCACUGCCAAGGGCCGUAUGGAAAACCUCACGACUCUCGAGGCUUCUAUCGUCCCAUUCGCAGACAACCAAGACCCUAACGUCAAGCGCAUUCGAGUUCUUCUCAAGAAAAAGCUCGGUGAAGCGUGCAACCAGAUCGCGAACUCGCUUUCGUCCAUCCGUCUUGUCGUCGAUAAAAUUCGCCAGGCGUUUGGGGAAGCAAAAGCGGCGGGGGAGAUAUACUUUAACUUCGCACUCAACUUUGUCGCGUCCAAGAUGGCGGCCCAAGUCCGCGUGUUGGCCGAAGUCAGCUCGUGCUUUCCCAUCGCCAACGUCGUGGCCAUGUGCUGUGUCCACACACCCGAGUUGACCGAUAUCUUCUUGGCCCACAUGCACACGAUAUGCCCGUACACGAUUCCUCUCGUGCCCGUGCGAACGGAAGGCCAAACGGACGACGAAUAUCGAGUGUCGAUUGGCAUGGAGCGCGACGAGGCCAAAGGAACGUUUGAAGCGUUUGAAAAAUACACACAACGCAUGGCGAUGGCCGUCGCCUUGGUCAUGGCUGUCAUGCAGGUACGUCGAUCGAUCGCAUGUUUCAACGUAUGCUCACGCAACAUGGUAGACCCACCCGUAUGACCGCCAGCCCCAGUCAACACACCUGACCAUUGCAGACGCGUGGAGGUGGAUGGCGCGGGUCGUGAACUCGGCGCCACAUGCGAUGACGGCCCCCGUCUUGCUCUCUGCUUUCGAGGUCGCCGGGUUCGAGUUGCAUCGCCAAUACAAGUCGCAGUUUCUCAAGCUCGCAAGUGUCGUUGAGUCGGCAGUCGUGCCCAUCCUGAGUCGGGACGUGAAAAGCGGCGGGGCGGCCACUUUAGCUCGGUUGACUACAAUCCUCACCCAACGCGGGUUUCAAAUUGAGCCGGAAGGGCGAAAUCCCACCGAAUCCAAGGUCACCGAAGCAGAUGAAGAAAAGACCGCCAACGAUGACGUCUCGCCCGGGUACGGGUCGUCGCGGUAUAGCAACAAUUAUUCGGGCGGCGGUGGCCGUGGACGCGGCAGAGGUCGAGGAAGUUAUCGCUGACGGAAUGGGACCACGUCGCGCCUUUAUUUGAGAAUUCUUUAUUCGGUGGCAAACUUUGCCACGAGUUGCUGGA